AUGGCUGCCGCAUCUGAUGCUUCCGUGAACUUCUCCUCGCUGACCUUUUCUCUCCAGGCUCUACUUCAUCGCCAUGAAUCCUACAUGGCCGAGGCGGAGGAGGACCGCCACCACCUGCUCACCAGUAUCGAGAACCUGGAACGCGAAAAGCGGCAGGUCCAGGAGGAGAAUGCUCGCAUCAUCGAAGAGAACCGCGGCUUGCUAGUGCAGCUGGAUGAGCUGAACCGCGCCGUUGCGGAUUCGGAUUCGCGCGCUAAAUCUCUCGCUGCCAGCCUCGAAAGCACCGAGGCGGAGCUUCGCAAAGUGACGGCUGCGGCUGCGCGCGCAGGCGAUCUUGAAGCGCAACUGGCGCGCAUGGAAAAUGAACAAUCGCGUCUACAGGAUUCGUUGCAAUUGGCUCAGGAGGGCUCCAAGUCUGCUGUCCAGCGGUGGAAACAAGCGGAAGCGACCCUGAGAAACCUACAUGACCAAGUCGACCAGAUCGAGAAGGAGGCGCGGGAGGAACGCGAGCGGCAUGCCGACCUGAUCCAGCGGAUGGAGCGGAGGCGAGCGGUUGAACGGGAGCUUGAUGGCGCAGCGGGUCGGUUGAAAGGUGCUGCCGCUGCGCAGGAGUUGACGCGAAAUCAAGGGGGAACCGUCGUCUCUCGCUUCGUCCGCGAUAUCCUACAGGACAACGCGAAUUUACAGAUGGGGAUUGUGGAGCUGCGGGAAAUGCUGGAGAGUUCGAAUCAGGAGGUGCAAAGCCUGCGAGAGCAGAUAUUAUCACAUCAACCUCUGGUGUCGACGGGGGAGGGCGAUGGAGACGCAGAACACCAGCGGGGAACAACUUUGUGUCAAGAGUUGGAGUCGCAUGAAUCACGCCGAGUAUCGCAAGAGUUCCAUAUUCACCACCAUUAUCACACUCCGCCGGUGCCAGUCGGCUUGAGGAAGGAGAAGGCGACGGCCCUCCGUCGUACAAGGAAGAGACGGUCCCUGGGGAAUUCCUCUACUUUGCACUCGGCCUCGGGGACACCUUCGUCUCGGAAGACGAGACAUCGGUCCCAGUCGUCGACAUCUUCCACCUCCACUAUCUUGUCCCAAACUUCCGUCUCGAUCCCUCCUACGUCUCGUCCUUGGUCCUUACAGUCUCCGGCGACAGAUUCGAUCGCGAGCUCGCCGCAGUCAGCCUAUCGCACGUCGUCCAUUUUCGAUCGGGCAGAGCGCGGGUUCGAAUCGUCUCGCGCCACCAGCCCGGAGAGCACUGUGUUUCUAUCCCCCUUACGAGGGACCCGGCACAAAAGUCCGGUAUAUGAUGGCGGCUUCCAAUCAUUCGAAGCUCGCCUGUCCUAUGGCAUUGCUGAUAACGCCCACGAUGAGUUCGUUGACUACCAUGAAUACAGCGAUCCUGAAGACCGGGCAGUUCAGCCGGCUAUUCCCGAGGAGGAGGAUUCUUCUCUACAAUAUACCGCAUCAGAGCGAGCUUGUUCGCCUGCCCCGAACGAAGAGGAUGAUGUUUUUGCUCAGCCGUAUCGGUCGAUGCGCAAAACAUCUCAUGAAAGUCUGUUCUCCGUGGCGGGUAUGGACAUCCAUACCCCCUCUCACCACCCCUCACGGUUGAGUGGAGUAACCUCUGCCUUACCCAUCCGGACCCCUCGUCGCAUAUUGUCGUCUGGUUCGGACGGAUUCUCAGUCCCAGUGAUCGCGACCACCCCGAUCACAGCUGACCGCGAGCCUUCAAAACUCGACCAAUCUCCCCGAUCAUUGCUAGCUUCAAUGGCGGCCAGCUCCGCCUGCGCAGACUCUCCUUCCCGUACCAUGCAAACCGCCCAUUCCGAGUCGACCGUCAUGACGCCUCGGACUUCGUCUCUUGGUCGCCGUGUUGGUGGUUGGGUGCGAGGCCGCUGGGGAACUGCACCGACGCCGUCCGAUAGUCCCGGCCGGACACCAAGGAGAGACUCGCUCUCGUCGGCGUCUUCAGUGUCGUCAAAAGAAACGAACUCGAGUAUGAAGGCCAAGACGCAAGCUAGCUCCACUCUGCGUUUCCGCUACCCAGGAGUAAACCAAAGCGGUCCUAUCAUGGGCUUCCGGCCGCCGCCUCGCGCUCCGGCUCGGGUUCAUGCGGAAAAUAUCGACGAGGGUUUACUCCGGGAGAGUUUAGAAGAAUGA
Aspergillus terreus NIH2624 is the source of this 2145-nucleotide messenger RNA. RefSeq lists its product as uncharacterized. The coding region runs from base 1 to 2145 and encodes 714 amino acids. The record is from RefSeq and is a predicted model, not a curated record. Lineage: Eukaryota; Fungi; Ascomycota; Eurotiomycetes; Eurotiales; Aspergillaceae. The transcript has a single exon.